UGACAGUAUUGGCACACUGCCGAAUGGCGUUGAUGUUUAAAUUUUUCGUUAAAAAAAUGUUAAAAAUUCGGUUAAGAAAUUGUGACCUAAUUCAAAUUAUUACGAGAUUUUGAAGUUGGUUCCUAUCUUCUCUUGUUUUAUUUGUUUUGAAGACAAAAAUGGUUAGAGCUACUGCCGUGGAGCCUACAACUCCAUUAAUGCCGAAAAGGAGGCAAAAAAUGACGUGUCAGGAAAUUUUGCCUUCCCCUUCAACUCCUCACAGAAUUGAAUUGAGGAGAGAUAGCUCCGAAGAUAUAAAAAAAAUUGCAAAGCCCCUUCCCCCAGCUGUAAAAGGUAGAAGAAGAUUAAAAAAUGGAGAUGUCAUCGUCAAUGGUCAACAGAUAAAAGCUAUUGAAAAUCAUAAAUUAACCGAAUAUUUUCCUGUACGAAGAUCUGUACGGAAAACUACGAAGACUGUAUUAGAAGAAAAACAAAGAAAUUUAGAAUUGAUUUUGAAAAAAGGAAUUGAAGAGGGACUAGAGAUUAGAAUAUUUGAAGGAAAAGGAAGGGGUAUUGUAGCAUCGAAAGACUUUGUAAAAGGAGACUUUGUAAUUGAAUACAGUGGAGAUCUUAUCGAUCCAAUAGAAGCAAAACUAAGGGAAGAACAAUAUUCUAGAGACCAAAAUACUGGCUGCUACAUGUAUUACUUCAAACACAAUGGACAACAGUAUUGUGUCGACGCGACAGCUGAAUCAGGAAAACUAGGACGUUUAGUAAACCAUUCUAGGAAUGGAAAUCUUAUGACUAGAACACUUAUGAUUGAUAACAAACCUCGUCUAGUACUUAUAGCCAAGGAAAACAUAAAAAUAGGUGAAGAGGUACUGUACGAUUAUGGUGAUAGAUCCAAGGAAUCUUUACAACACCACCCUUGGCUGGCAUAUUGACAAUUUUUAAUGAGUUUUAGUAGCAUAUCAAAAUAAAAGAUGUUUUAAUAUUAAUAGGAAUGGAUAUUUUUCUCAUUGUGAAAAUUAAAAUUCCGCAGAAUUAUAUUACAAAAAAUUGUUUCGAAAUUUUGCUAUGAUACAGAGUGUGUCAAAAGUGGAAAGUCUUUAUUAUUUGGUGAGUAUAUCAGAUUUCCCACCCAUAGUCACAUUUGAUAAUUUGCAUGUUACUUGCAAAUAUCUUUUUGGAUCAUAAUCUGUUGCAUAAUGCAAAGUUGAAGUAUUAUUAUAGAAGAGAAUUGUAUUUUUCUGUUUUUUUUUUUUUGUAUUAAAUAAUAAAAGUGUUAACAUUUUGACCACUGGAAUAAGAGAAUACUUACAAUAAGAAUUCAUUUCUUUAAAAUUGACAAGUAAUUUUUGAAAUCAUUGAAUCUUUCUUUUCGUAAACUCAUGUAAAACGCAUUUCAAUUGAUUUUAAUAGUUUACAAUAUGUGUUUAUUUAAUCAAUUUUUGAUUUUCUAAUUAAUUUCCGUGACAUUUAUUAUUUAUUUUUAUUAUUUAAUUGAUUUAAAUUAUUUUCGAAUGAUUAAAAAGGAGGAAUUGUAUAUAAAG
Molecule: messenger RNA, 1532 nt
Organism: Psylliodes chrysocephalus
Lineage: Eukaryota; Metazoa; Arthropoda; Insecta; Coleoptera; Chrysomelidae
Source: the annotation of a GenBank genome assembly